Molecule: messenger RNA, 1272 nt
Organism: Monosiga brevicollis MX1
Lineage: Eukaryota; Choanoflagellata; Craspedida; Salpingoecidae
Exons: 4
Coding region: 154-1272 (372 amino acids)
Biological process (GO): protein dephosphorylation
Cellular component (GO): cytoplasm; protein phosphatase 4 complex; nucleus
Molecular function (GO): protein phosphatase regulator activity
Source: RefSeq, a predicted model, not a curated record
GUCAACAACUGUUGAGGACAAUAUCUUACCGUUGGGCCGGCGACCCCGACACUGCGCAGCGCAGAGCAACGCGACGACAAGAUGGAAGCGUGCAUGAAACGGUGCUGUUUGAUAAGGCCCCCGUGACUGGGCCGCAGCGUCAUUACCAGCAACAUGGGCGAGCCGGUGCCGACGGUGAGCCAUGAACAGGAGGCCUUGCUUCGCCAGAUUGCGCAAACUGGCUGUGCCAACGAAGCCUGGGACACCAUCAAGGUGGCAAUCAAGGCCUGCUGUCUGCGCUACGUGGACGCUGUUCUUGGCCAUGCGCGUGCUGCCCCGCCCCAUGUCAUUCAUAUUCCACCCAAGCCCACCCGUCCGGAAGCCACGGAAGGGCCAGCCCAUGAUACCUUUGUCGCGCGCCUCGCCAAGCACGACGUGCGCAGUAAGAUUGCGCCGCGCACCGCGCGCCGGCUCGCAGCGCAGCACAGAGCUGAUUUUAGCCACACGAGCGCUUCGUCUUUGCUUGCUGGCGCAUUUGUCCUGCUCGACCAUUUUGAACGCUUGCCCUUUACGUGCCAGCGGCUGACUGAAAUCAUUCUCAAUGCCGCACCCACGCUGCAUAAUCCCGAGGCUGCGGUGCGCCACAUCGAGCAGCUGUUGCGCGUUGACACGUGCUUGAAUCGGGAUCAUCUGCCUCAACGGGCCGAGUUUGAGGCACGGCCCACCAAUCGCUCGAGCUCGCAACAGGUGAACGAAGGUGAACCGUAUCCGAGCAGCAUGCUCCCCGACCAUGGAGAAGCGGAUAACGUGGACAAUGAAAUCAAUGCCGGGGGUGUGCGGAUUAUGGCCGCACAAGUCUUGACCUCUGAUCUGGACUCGUUGGCGCGUAUGGACACGGAUCUGGAUUUUGACGCUGAAAACAACGAGGGCAAUGGUCAUGCCUCGGCUGGCGGGGAUGCUGGUGAAGGCCUUGACCAGUCGGGCAGUGACAGCAGCCACGAUAGCGUCGACUCCAACCCUACCGGCCACGAUAGCCAGGACAGCCAUGAUAGUCAAGAGGGUCCGUCUGAGCUUGCAGGUCUCAACCACCACACGCACAACGAGGACUCGGAGCGCGGGCCGGACCUCGAUUCGCAAGAAAAUUCCAACGGUUCUUCCACUGAUGGGGACAACACGUUUGCCGGCAGUUCGGCCUUGGAUGCGGCCAUGGCCAUCCCACCAGGGCUGCUGGGCGAUAGCGAAACAACCAAUCAAGGCCCGCCCGAGAAGCAGGCCAAACUCCUCUUGGGCUGA